GAGAUUUUGAAAACUGUUGUAGCAACGAGGAAGGGUUGGCAGAGCAUUUUAUGCGUUUUGCUCAUUUUAGAGAGUCAUUGAAACACAAUUCCUGCAGUGACAAUGUCAGACAUCCACACAACAUCCUUUAGGUAUGACUCCGCAUGCAGUGAGAUGGACAUCAAGCCUCAUCCCUACAUCAUCAAAAUGUUUGAAAAAGAAAAGGAGGAGACCGUCAUCUGGGCUAACCGUGGUGACUUCAAGGAAAACAUGUACCUGUAUCUGGCUGGCAACAACACGCUUCUAACCGACCGCCGGCUAGCAGACCAGGACUGUUUGGCUCUGUACAAGACCCUGGAAAACAACCUAUAUGUUGUUUCCCUUGACCUCCGCUACAACAACAUAACUGAUGAAGGAGCUGAACACCUGGCCAAACUCAUUGAGGGGACAGCAGGUCUCCAUGACCUUAACCUCAUGGGCAAUGAUAUCGGGCCCGAUGGAGCAGAAAACAUAGCUAAAGCCCUGCAGACAAAUGAGACGCUUCAGUCAUUGAGGAUGACUGGGAAUAAAAUUGGCAACAAAGGCGGGAUGUGCUUUGCUCAAGCCCUGCAGGUCAACACGACCUUAGAGGCCCUGGAUGUUGGUGAUACUGACAUGACCAUUGAGAGUGUAAUUGCCAUGGCAACAGUGCUGAACCAGAACAAGACCCUGAAGGCCCUCAACGUCAACAGACCCAUCCUGUUCACCCAUCAGGAGGAGACAACCGUCCACUUCUCCAAAAUGCUUAAAGUAAACCGGAGUCUGGAAGAAUUACAUCUGCAGAAGUAUGACAUGCGAGACUUUGGAGCUACUCGUCUGGCAGAAUGCCUCAUGGAGAACUAUACACUGACAUAUCUCAACCUCAGCUGCAAUAGAAUCACUCGAGAUGGCACCAAAGAGUUGGCCAAAGUUUUGAAAAAAGACACAGCAUUGAAGACGCUUGAUCUUGGUUUUAACAGACUCGAAGAUGAUGGUGCCAUACACCUUGCCGACGCCCUGGCAACCUGCAACAUGACCCUUGAGACACUAGUGAUAGUGAGUAAUAACAUCGCCAGCAAGGGCCUGUGUGCGAUUGCAGACAGUAUGAAGACCAACACCUCCCUGACUAGAGUGUUCAUCUGGGGGAACAAGCUUGAGGAGCCUGCCUGUAUUGCAUUUGCAAAUCUUGUUGAAUCUGGACGCCUGGAUCUUGCAGACACAGACGUUAAGCCUUAUGUUGUCGACGGUGUCACCAAUUUAUGCGAACAGAAUAAUCACAUCCGCAGACACUACUACUAUGCACCAAGCUACGGCGACGACGUGCCGUCAUGGCAACCACUAGGUGUACAUGUACCAAGGUCAAGAGAAAUUACAUUCAAGGUGUGAUGAAACAGGAUGUGAACUGUGAUACAAUAUGGCUAACCACAAACAGUGAGGAAGGUGAAACAUGUGAAAUGAUUCAUUGAUGCAGUCGUACAUACAAGAACCAGACUUUCAAGUUGUGUUUCACUUUGAGAAGAGAAAUAUUCUACCAGGAUCAGGAACAUUUCCUUGUUGACAACCAUCUUUUCUGUCAGUAAAUGGAAGCAUGGCUGCACAACAUUUUUAUAGAUUCAAUAGAAGAAAAAAUACUUUCAAACCUUUUGAAAAAAAAUUAUGGACUGCAAAAACCAUUUAAGGACCACCAUGUCAGCUUGAUAAAUACAUGAUAGCAAUAUGAAAGAACUGGAUUGUCGAUAACCUUUUUUCAGUUGUAUACAAAGUCAAAUUAACUUGUACUAAAAUUUUGUUCGCUUGUCUGACAUCUUUGAGAGGAAUUUAGAAGUUGGAGUACCAAGUAAGGAUAAGAUAUAUGGAUGAACAUCUUUAUUACAAUUAGGAGGGACAUUUUUGAGGGGCAAGCGAUGUACCGAGCAUGGAUAAGAGCCAUAUCUACAAGGUAGUGGUUAUAUUAUACUGAACAACAUUAGAAACGCACCACACUAAAAUGCACCAACGAUGCUCCAAUAUCAUGGGUACAUUUCCGUAUGACGGGAAUAUUUCAUAUUAUAUGGGUGGAGCGUUUUUAAUGUUGUUCAGUAUAUAUGUAGAUUAGGAAGUGGUUACAGUUGGGUGGACAAGUCUGGUAAGUAUACAAUACAGUUGAUCUAAGAUAAAACAUAUCUUCCCCUUGCUUCAUUUGUCUGAUCUGAACACACUCCAACACACACUGAGGUUGAAAACUGGAAAUAUGCCUGUACCCUUCCACUCAUCGCCUCCCUUCAAGGGUCCUGGAUCUGCCUCUGGGAUUUACCACGGUAUCAUUCUACAUUGACCAGUGAUUUGUACCGUACAUGUUAAGUUGCGAGACUAAUGUUACUAUAACUAUAACUGUCCACAACACUGAAGACGAGUAGGUCGUAACAAUAUGUAGCAGAAUAUAACUCCAAUACAACGGAUACAUGAAAACUAUAAAACAGACAUGGCUUCAGAACAUUUGUACAUGUUGUCAAGAAGUGGUAAUUCGUUUCUGCAUCACACCAGUUGCCGAGAUACCUUGCAGGAUUCACACAAUAGGAUUCACAUCAAGUUUGGUCAUGCCUACAGAUACUCCAUUGUCUAAACACAAGUAACUCAGCUGAGCUUUAGAGAGACCACAUGAUGCAUUAUCUCUACAGCUAUUGUUUAUUCUGAUUGUAAAUAACAUGUAAAUGUGAUGAUUCUGUGCCGAAGAUCAGUUGUUUCUGUGUACAAAACCAUGACAUGUAUAUUUUGUAAAUAAAAUCUGUUGUGAAAAUAUUGUAUAU
This is a messenger RNA of Haliotis rubra (blacklip abalone), 2783 nucleotides long. RefSeq names its product leucine-rich repeat-containing protein 34-like. Lineage: Eukaryota; Metazoa; Mollusca; Gastropoda; Lepetellida; Haliotidae. Gene Ontology annotation, molecular function: protein binding. Bases 103 to 1383 code for a protein of 426 amino acids. The record is from RefSeq and is a predicted model, not a curated record. The transcript has 11 exons.